Molecule: messenger RNA, 1659 nt
Organism: Colletotrichum karsti
Lineage: Eukaryota; Fungi; Ascomycota; Sordariomycetes; Glomerellales; Glomerellaceae
Exons: 1
Coding region: 1-1659 (552 amino acids)
Source: RefSeq, a predicted model, not a curated record
AUGGUCACCGCCCGCUUCUAUAAGAAUAUUUCUCGCUGGAGAUUAGAAAGGCCUCGUGGCAUCAAACUAUCUGUACUCGAACAAAUCAGCGGAAGCCAGAGCUUUGCUAGUGCCGUCGAGCGCUUCUACACCAUCCGCACACAGAUGUUAAUAGGGUCGCUGAUUCUCUUCAUAUGGUCGCUAUCACCGAUCGGCGGGCAAAGCUCAUCGAGGUUGCUGACUAUUGCAAAAAAAGCCGACAACACAACCGGCAUAGUCUACUACGGCUAUGCAGACCUGAAGUACUCUGCGUUCAUAGGGGCCAGCAGUUGGAGUAACGAGAGGAGUAUCGUCACCAGCAUCUAUACGACUGUCCUCCUCUCUGAUCCGAAGUCCAAACGCUCAUGGUCAGACCCGUGGCAAAGCCCGAGGAUUCCCAUGUUGCCGCGCGCCAGAAGACAUGACACAGAUGGUUCGUGGCGUCAAGUCGACUCUACCGCUCUAGCACUCGGACACGACACGUACGCCUCUCUUGUCGGGCUCAAGCUGCAAGGCCUUCGCUUCGAGGAUCGAACAACUCAAUACGACUUCAAUGUUUCCUACUCGUACAUAGAGCUUACAUGCUCACAAGCGAGAAUCUUUAGCUCGGUAGAAGAGGCGGAUAGCUUUUUGAGCGACAAAAACUUCAACUUGACGGCGAGACUAUUAGACGAUGGAUGGGAUGUCAACUUCGCCAUAAAGGUGUCUUGGAACAAUGGCACCACCGACCAAGGCAUGGCGACAAACGCUUUGAAUCACGUUCCCCCAUUGCACCUUUCAUAUCUAAGCAUGAGCGGCGUCAGUGAGGAUUUUAGGUUCUAUCUCUUUGAGUGUGCACCUAUGACCAUUGACGUCGAGACAAGUAUGAUUUGUACCGAGGAACGGUGUACACCAAUACAGCAACGUCAGGUACCCAAUCCGAGGCCGUCGGUCCGGUCCUUUCCGGCUUCCAUUAACUACUCAGAGUUGAUGAGUAUCGCUAGGAUUCUGCCAACCCUGGCUGGUAAGACCCGCACGGAUAUGGCGUCUCCCACAGAGAACUAUAUAGCCGAUGAUGAGCCCGUAUAUGGACAACAGCCCCGUCGGAUGUGGAAUGACACCGACAUGGAAGUCUUCUCGGACCGGUUCACCACAAUUUUCAACACCGUCUGGCAAGCCAGUCUGGACCCACGCACGGUCAUAAACGCAUCGUUGACCGACCUGCCCAUCUUCGAGGACGGUGUUUUGCCUCGGGGAACCAACCAGACUUCAGCAAGAAUCACUUCCACGCGAAACGUCUACAGCGCGGAUGUGAUUUGGGCAACAGUCCUAAUAACGAUCACAAUUAUCCUCCAGGGUCUCGCUAUCGCCGGGUUCACACUGCAAUUUCUCAUCCGAGGCCCGGAUAUACUUGGAUUCGCCAGUACGUUGACGCGAGAUAACUCAUUCGUGCCUGUCGCCGGUGGUUCAACUCUGGGAGGCGCGGAGAGAGCUAGAGCUCUGGGCGACCUGAGGCUUCGUCUUUCCGAUAUACGGAGUGGCGAAGAUGGCUACAUAGCCGUGAAUUCCAUUCUCGCUGAACACGAGGGCGAGAAAAUUGGCAGUGCUGAGGGGGGUGGCAACAAUUGGAGAGUUUUGGACAAACACAGAGUUUACAUCUGA